Molecule: messenger RNA, 1632 nt
Organism: Cryptococcus wingfieldii CBS 7118
Lineage: Eukaryota; Fungi; Basidiomycota; Tremellomycetes; Tremellales; Cryptococcaceae
Product: carboxypeptidase D
Exons: 7
Coding region: 1-1632 (543 amino acids)
Biological process (GO): proteolysis
Molecular function (GO): serine-type carboxypeptidase activity
Source: RefSeq, a predicted model, not a curated record
AUGUGGUCCAAGCUCGUAACUACCGCGCUCCUCACUCUCUCUUUGGUCGACACUCUGGCAGAUGCCCGCGACCCGCAGGGUCUUCGAGGUCGAAAGCCCGCGGCUCUUCAAGCAAAAAAGGAAGCCAAGCGGGAAUACAUGGAGAGAGAAGCUUUGAAGCUUGAGGAGAGCCGGGCGUACUUGGAGGAGAGGGACUCUGACAAGAGGUACUACAACAACAAGACUUCCGAGUUCUUUGUCGACUCUCUCCCCGAUGUCCCAUUCGACCUCGGCGAGCUGUACUCGGGCCUCAUUCCCAUCAACUACUCCGACACCUCCAGAGAGCUCUUCUUCGUCUUCCAGCCCAAGCUCGGGGAAGCGUCCGAAGACCUUACUAUCUGGUUCAACGGCGGACCGGGAUGCUCGUCCCUAGAGAGCUUCCUGCAGGAGACCGGUCUUUGGAUAUGGCAGCCCGGGACUUAUGAGCCUGUAUUGAACCCGUACGCUUGGGUCAACUUGACCAACAUGCUUUGGGUCGAGCAACCUGUCGGCACUGGCUUCUCUACCGGUACCCCCACCGCGACCACCCAAGAGGAGACUGCACAGGACUUUGUCAAGUGGUUCAAGAACUUUGAGGACACUUUUGGGAUCAAAAACUAUAGAAUCUUUGUUACUGGCGAGUCUUAUGCUGGGAGGUAUGUGCCUUACGUCUCGGCUGCUAUGGUCGACGAACAGGACAAGUCAUACUAUAACCUUUCGGGCGCUUUGGUGUACGACCCUUGUAUCGGCGAGUUCGACUAUGUGCAGGAAGAGAUCCCUACCUACCCUUUCGUCGAAGCCAACAACAACCUCUUCAACUUUAACGCCUCCGUCAUGGCCGAGCUCAAGGGCUUGCACGAAUCUUGUGGAUACAGGCAGUACAUCGACGACUACCUCGUGUUCCCUCCCAAGGGCCAGCAGCCCCAUCUGUUCUUCAACUAUUCGGACCCUGCCAAUGCGACGUGUGGCUUGUUCGACAUCGUCAACGAGUUGGCGCUUCAGAUCAACCCUUGCUUUGACAUCUACGAGAUUAACUUGAUGUGCCCUAUUACAUGGGACGUCCUCGGCUUCCCCACCGAACUCACCUACGCUCCUGGUGGAGUCUACUUUAACCGCUCCGAUGUCAAAGCUGCUAUCCACGCUCCCGACUAUGUCGACUGGGCCAGCUGCGCUGCUGAGCCAGUGUUUGUGGGAGGAGACGAGGGACCGCAGGCGGAAGGUGAUUUGUCGUUGGAUCCGAUCCAGUAUGUCUUGCCCAAGGUCAUCGAGGCGACAAACAGGGUGUUGGUCAGUAACGGAGACUAUGACAUGAUCAUCAUCACCAACGGCACGCUGCUCGCUAUCCAAAACAUGACCUGGAACGGCGAGCUCGGGUUCCAGUCCGCCCCAGAGGAGGAGAUCUACAUUGCCAUCGAAGACACCCAGUGGUCUACCGUCUUUGCCGAGAACGGUCUCAGCGGGCCCGGAGAGCAGGGUACUAUGGGCGUCCAGCACUAUGAGAGAGGUCUCAUGUGGGCGCAGACGUUCCAGUCGGGACACAUGCAGCCGCAGUACCAACCCCGAGUCGCCUACCGACACUUGGAGUGGCUCCUUGGUUUCACCGAAAAGAUCUAG